CCCGUUUGUUCAUCUCUGACCUUUAACCUUAACCAUUUUUUUGUAAUGUCUAAAUUUGAUUGGAUGCCAUGUUUUCUUUCCUUAAUGGGUUUUAACAGAUUGUAUUUCUAUAUUUUUAAUGUUAUAAUGUGACAUUAAUUUAAAUAUUGUCUAUACAAUAUUGGUUAUUGGUAUCAAUUCCACUAAUUCCUUUAUGUUGCAUGAUUCCAUGAUUAACCAGCCACUGCGUGCUCAGACAUGGCUCCGCAUAGCAAGCCACACAUUACAUUUGACCUUGAAAUUUUGCUACAAAUGGUUGCAUUUUGUGACCUCUCCUCUCUGAAUUGUAGUAGAAUUGGCCUAUCCCAUUUGAGUCCCCUAGCGGAGGAAAAUGGGCCUACAGUGAGAAAUUGAAAAUAAGGAUGAGCGCCAUGUCUGAUCCUCCGCUUGUGGAAUAGAGCGGACGGCAGAGCGAAUAUUUCCCGGGCCGGGGGUCCCGUCGGGGGUUCGGUGUGAAUCAUGGCCGACAGCGCUGGGAUUCAGCAAGGUUCGCCGGCCAUCGGGGCCGCGGGCUUGGUUCCGGCCGCUCCUGGAGCUGGGGGGACGGAGGGCUCCGGCGCCGCUGGAGGAUCCGCACGUAUCGCCGUGAAGAAGGCGCAACUCCGCUCCUCACCUCGGCCAAAGAAACUGGAAAAACUCGGAGUGUAUUCAUCCUGCAAAGCUGAGGGAGCCUGUAAGUGUAAUGGCUGGAAAAGUCAGAACCCCCCUCCUACACCCCCACGAACUGACCAGCAGGUCAGCACAGUCAACCUGCAGGAGCCCUGCCGGAGCUGCUCUCACACCUUGGGUGAUCAUGUGACCCAUCUAGAAAAUGUUUCUGAGGAGGAAAUGAACAGGCUUUUAGGUAUUGUCCUGGAUGUGGAGUAUCUCUACACAUGUGUUCACAAAGAGGAGGAUGCUGAUACGAAACAGGUCUACUUUUCCCUCUUCAAACUGUUGAGGAAAUCCAUCCUACAGAUGGGUAAACCGAUGUUAGAAACACAGGAGAGUCCUCCAUUUGAAAAACCCAGCAUUGAGCAGGGGGUGAACAAUUUUGUCCAGUACAAAUUCAGCCACCUGCCAUCUAAGGAACGUCAAACCAUUAUGGAGCUAGCCAAGAUGUUUCUCAACCAGAUCAACUACUGGCAGCUGGAGACACCCUCCCAGAGACGCCAGAGGGUUCCCAAUGAUGAUGCAGCUGGAUACAAAGCCAACUACACGAGAUGGCUCUGCUACUGCAACGUGCCUCAGUUCUGCGACAGUCUACCUCGGUACGAGACCACUCAGAUCUUCGGCCGGACACUGUUGCGUUCGGUGUUCACUGUGAUGAGGAAACAACUGCUGGAGCAGGCCAGACAGGAAAAGGACAAGCUGCCACCUGAGAAACGCACACUCAUCCUCACACACUUUCCCAAGUUUCUGUCUAUGCUGGAGGAGGAGGUGUACAGCCAUAGUUCUCCGAUCUGGAGCCAAGACUUCUUGGCAGGAGCGUCAGGAGGGCAGAUUCCUAUCCACACAGUUAUCAGUGCGCCCCCUAUGGCCAGGCCCUUGUACUACAGCACCAGUCCUGUGUCAGUGGACCCAUCCACCUGUGGCAGUGUCAGCCCUGCCAGGAAAACAGCUUCUGGACUGGAGCCAAACCCAGUUGGAGAAAAGCGUAAACCCUCAGAGCCUCUCCCCCAUGAGGAAAACAAGAGACCCAGGGUGGUGGGUGACAUCCCCAUGGACCUCAUCAAUGAAGUCAUGGCAACCAUCACCGACCCGGCCGCUAUUCCAGAGACCAGCCUGCUGUCAGCUCACUCUGCACGCGAUGAAGCUGCCCGUCUAGAGGAGCGCAGGGGGGUGAUUGAAUUCCACGUUAUCGGUAACUCCCUAAACCAGAAGCCCAAUAAGAGGAUCUUGAUGUGGCUCGUCGGCCUCCAGAACGUGUUCUCUCACCAGCUGCCCCGCAUGCCCAAGGAGUACAUCACACGGCUGGUCUUUGAUCCGAAGCACAAGACGCUGUCACUGAUCAAGGAUGGCCGUGUGAUCGGAGGGAUCUGCUUUCGGAUGUUUCCGUCGCAGGGCUUUACAGAGAUCGUCUUUUGUGCUGUCACCUCCAACGAACAGGUCAAGGGUUAUGGAACCCAUUUAAUGAACCACCUGAAGGAAUAUCACAUAAAGCAUGAAAUCCUCAACUUCCUCACUUACGCUGAUGAGUAUGCCAUUGGCUACUUCAAGAAACAGGGUUUCUCAAAGGACAUCAAGGUUCCCAAGGCCAAAUAUGUGGGCUACAUCAAGGACUAUGAGGGAGCCACACUCAUGGGCUGUGAGCUCAACCCCAGCAUUCCCUACACAGAGUUUUCUGUUAUUAUCAAGAAGCAGAAGGAGAUCAUCAAGAAGCUGAUAGAGAGGAAGCAGGCUCAGAUCCGAAAAGUCUAUCCAGGGCUUUCCUGUUUUAAGGAAGGAGUUCGGCAGAUUCCCAUUGAGAGCAUUCCUGGCAUACGUGAAACUGGCUGGAAGCCUGUGGGCAAAGGGAAGGAACUGAAGGACCCAGAUCAACUGUACAGCACUCUGAAGACCAUCCUCCAACAUGUGAAGAGUCACCAGAACGCCUGGCCUUUCAUGGAGCCAGUGAAGAAAACAGAGGCACCUGGGUACUACCAAGUCAUCCGCUUCCCCAUGGACCUUAAGACAAUGAGUGAGCGUCUGAAGAGCAGGUACUACACGACACGCAAGUUGUUCAUGGCUGACAUGCAGCGCAUCUUCACCAACUGUCGUGAAUACAACCCUCCAGAGAGCGAGUACUACAAGUGUGCCAACUUACUGGAGAAAUUCUUCUACACCAAGAUCAAAGAAGCAGGCCUCAUCGAGAAGUAGAUGAGAGGAAGAAGAAGUUUCUCCUCACCUUAACAAAGGAUGAGACAGUCCUCAGACUAUGAAUGGUUAAGGUUAGGUUAUGGGUAAUGCAAAAGAUAGCUAUAUGCAUGGAGAAGAUAAGAAUAGGACUACUGAUUCUGGAGCGGUUAGGUUUCAGAAACACAUAUCUUAAUGUAAAAGGUGCGAACAGGUCUCAGAUCAGCGCCCCUUUUAAUGUUAGAUGCAUGCCGGUCCAGAUCCUGAAUCAGUAGCUUAAACUGAUAUUUACACUGAAAGAUAGGCCACAAGGGAAGGCCUCAUCGAAGGCCUGUGAGACUGUUGCUGACAUUAAGCAAAAGAAGCAGUGUCUUCAUAUUUCAUCACGUAUCCCAGAGUCCCAUGGAAAAACAGGACAGUGGAGAGUGUCACAGUAAUACAUGGGCAUAAAAGCCUCCAUUAUUAUUUUUGUGUUAGAUGUUGAAAGGCAACACAGAAUGACAGCUGAUUGGAGAUUCACCAUACACCUUACUUUGUCUCUCUCCAUCUCUUCUCCUUUCUUUUCAUACUUUCAUCCCCUGCCUUUUUGAGUGUCUGCCUCAUCCUCAGUUGACUCAGGUAGAGUUGUCAUGAGCAGUAACCACAUCUUACAGUGUAUUAAGUCAUUACACAAGUGUUACCUGUGAGGAGCGUGACUGAGAGUUCAGGGUUUUCCUGUCUGUUUAACUCUGUUCCUGUGAGUGUGCACAGCGUUAAUGAGGUCAAAGUUUGUCUGUGAUGAGUUCAUCCUGCCAAAAGAGGAAUACGUACUUUAAAUUUGUACAGAUUUUAAUUAUUUGAAAGCACUUAUACCCACUGUAUAUUUUAAAUGUGUAUAUAACAUAUAUUUUGUUUCAGAACUUAAAAAAAUAAUCUUUUUUUCCAUAAGCCGCAUAGGGCUCUUUGACUAUCAAAAUGCACUUUUAUUUUUCCAAGUAUUAGUUAACAUAAAUAAGCCCUUCUGUUUUCCAUAUAAAUGACCGCUGUUGACUAAGGACUAAUUCAGUUAUCUAGAGUUUAUUCUUAUUUAUGUGCUGUAAUUUAAAAGAAUUAUGCUAAAGACAAGGUCUUAAUUUAUUCUUUCUUAUUUUUGUCCUGCAGAUGGAGAUUGAUAACUUUAUACUUUGGAGAUAAAUGAAAAGAUUGUGCAAUACUAUGUAGUUUUGCUGUUUUGUAAAAAAGGUGUUUGUACUUUUCAAACUUUAGGAAAAAAAUACAUUUUGUAAUAUGUCUGGAAAAAUUAUUUCAUGCUCUUUGUACAAUUGGUUUUAAUGACAUAGUAUUAGCCUAUUUUAUAGACUGAAUAAAACAGAAGUGAAGCUAA
Siniperca chuatsi (mandarin fish) is the source of this 4216-nucleotide messenger RNA. It is a transcript of the gene kat2b, whose product is annotated as K(lysine) acetyltransferase 2B. The record is from RefSeq and is a predicted model, not a curated record. Gene Ontology annotation, biological process: positive regulation of transcription by RNA polymerase II; chromatin remodeling. The transcript has 18 exons. Bases 499 to 2877 code for a protein of 792 amino acids. Gene Ontology annotation, cellular component: histone acetyltransferase complex; nucleus. Gene Ontology annotation, molecular function: protein binding; histone H3 acetyltransferase activity. Lineage: Eukaryota; Metazoa; Chordata; Actinopteri; Centrarchiformes; Sinipercidae.